AUGCACACUACUCAAGCUCUAAUGGCGACUCUCUUCGCUGCCUCGGCUGUCCUCGCGGCCCCUACGCCCACCUCCACCUCCAUCUCCACUUCCGCAUCUACUUCCAGCGUGACAUCCGACUGGGUUAUUCAGAACCUUGAUCGUGAUUGCACCGAAGAUCAAACCUCAUGCACUUGGACCUUCAGCAUUUAUGAUGGUGACACAACCACUGAGUGCACCUACAUCGUAGAUGGUCCUGAUGUCAGCGGAGGCCCUACUGAGUGUGGCGGUUACACUAUCACCAGCAACUACGUUGGGGAUGCGGAUCCCGCAUGGACACAGAUGUCUGUCAUUAAAGAUGGCUACCUCAUCUAUCCUGAUUACACAGACGCCGAACUUGCCAGCCCACCCGUCGCCGACUUCACCCAGGCUCCCCAGCCUACCCCAUAG
Messenger RNA from Penicillium angulare, 429 nucleotides. RefSeq lists its product as uncharacterized. The transcript has a single exon. The coding region runs from base 1 to 429 and encodes 142 amino acids. Lineage: Eukaryota; Fungi; Ascomycota; Eurotiomycetes; Eurotiales; Aspergillaceae. The record is from RefSeq and is a predicted model, not a curated record.